Molecule: messenger RNA, 4569 nt
Organism: Cherax quadricarinatus
Lineage: Eukaryota; Metazoa; Arthropoda; Malacostraca; Decapoda; Parastacidae
Product: alpha-(1,3)-fucosyltransferase C-like
Cellular component (GO): membrane
Molecular function (GO): fucosyltransferase activity
Source: RefSeq, a predicted model, not a curated record
ACAUCAGCAUGUCACAAUAGUUUGAGAACUAGGCUACGUUCUCUCAAGCAUCAAGCAGUAAUGAUUGGCUGUAGUGUAGGUAGUGGAAGUCACUGGUGCAACGUGAUGUUCUAUACCACACUGGCAAACACCUGAAUAUAGGCGAGGCCCAUGUUUUAAGGUACCGUGUUUCUUGGGUCACUGUAGAUAAGGCAUAGCACUUUCAGAUCACAACCGAAGGACUUGAUCUCAAUCCUGAAAGGUGGAGACAAAAUAAGCAAGGUCUUCUUGCACAUGUAACCCCUGCUCAUCUAGCAAUAACUAGGUACCUGGGUAUUUGCCCUGACUAUUGUACGUCACUUCCUGGAAGGAAGGAAAGGCUGGGGGAAGAGGGGGAGAAAGGUGAUACUCUUGCAUUUGACAGGAUAAGGUUUUAAAAAUAAGGAAUAUGAUUAAGAGUGAUUUAAAUUCUAGACUAGAACAAAAAUAAGAAUAACACGCUGACAUCAUUAUAUUCAUGGGGAAGAAAUCGAGUUUGUUCCAAUGAACGGGAAGGCAGCUGAAAUUUCUUGAAUCAAGAACCCUUGACCAGCAUCAAGGUACCCCCUUGAAAGGAACUCACUGGCCGAAAGUUUCACAGUCCAGCGUCAUGUUAAAGAACAGUUCCCUAGAGAAUAAUUUUUUUGAUAGAGAUGUUAUAAUAACGCUGUUGCAGCACUGAAAGAUAAUGCUGGUUUGCAGUUGAGCAAUGACACAGGUAGACACGGAAGAACCACUCAUCCUCGCAAUCCUGGUGGGAGCCUAGUCAGUGUGCGGCCACAGGUGAAAGCAUUAGUAUCUUCCUCUCCUCUCGUACGGCACCCGAAGAACGCCACUCUCGACCACCAUCAGUGGAAGAAUUUAUUGACUUUGUCAUGCGAAACCAGGAUAGUUUUACAGCAAAAAGAUAAUGGUUUCUGAAGACGAACAAACUGUUCACUGCUAGAAAAUUCACCGAAUCGCAACUAAGAUAGGACAGUGUUUCUAGAACAGUAUAGUCGAAAAAAAAUAUCAAAAAGGAAAAACUGAUGAAGACAAACUCCGACUUCACAGGCACAGUAGGUCUGGAGGAGGAGACGAAGACAUGCAACAGAGUGAACAAAAAUGCGUCCUGUGGACAUCCUCCUUGCCUACUGUGAGUACUAGAAGAGUCCCCAGCAGGAAGGUCAUCUUCCUUAGAACCAUCUUCAAUAUGGCUACACAUAGACGGAUCUCUCAGUUGUGUCUGCUUCUAAUGAUUGGAAUUCUCAUCUUCCUUUUAUCUAAUACUAAUGUAAGUCCAAGUUGUCUAUCUAAUACUAAUGUAAGUACAAGUAUACAAACAAGGGUAACAGAAACAAUUAAUACAACGAUGAUAUACAAUGCUAAUGGAGCUUAUUAUAAAAGUGCAACUUCACAAACUCUUGCACAAAAGCAUAAUGUAAAGAAAAUUAAAGAAAAAGAGGAAACUUUUAUCGAAAAAGUGGAGUAUCAGUUAAUAAAAGGCAUUAUGAGGAGUGUUCUUGCUUCACACUCCAGGCGGUUACAUUCUUUGGCUAAGUUCAAAACACUGCCCGAAGGUAUAACAAACAUAGCGAAUACCUCAAAAGUGAUAGAUACAACCACAAGCAUGGACGAAGAAACGCAAAGAAAUACAAAACCUAAGGUUAAACAAAGAGAAAAAGUGAGGGGCCGUAAUGACAAACACAGACAGGACGAUACACAUAAGAUGAAGAGUAAGAAAGACCUCUCCAAGUACCACCACGAAAAAAAUCUCGGGAGAGACUUGGCAUCGUUACCACCCAAGAAAAUUCUGAUGUACACAACUUUUUUCGGCCGAGAAAGCUGGGCUGACCUGCUGGGGAGCAGGACGGACCUGCACAACUGUCCUACUGCCAACUGUAUCUUCACCAAUAAUGCUUCAGAAGCCUCGGAUGCCGACGCCCUUAUCUUCCACGCCUUUGAUUUUUACCCAGCGAAUGUCCCGCGUGUUCGACACCCGAACCAGCGAUACAUCUGGCUCACCCAUGAAUCUCCAGGACUCUUCAGUGACACCAGCAAAGUGGACUCGUCUGUUGAAGCCGGGUUCUUCAACUGGACCAGCACCUACCACAGAGCCUCCGACAUCUUCCUGCCCUACGGAGGACUCAAGUCAAUUAUAGGUGAGCGUGACCUGGGGCGCCCCGGCCUCCUGAAUACAUCAGGAGUUACAUACAAGUCAUAUAUAGCAGCUCUGCAACACGGAGAUCUACCUACUGGACAUUUCAACCAGGAGCUUGUGGGUAAUUGGUCGUCCUUCCUGUCUCGUCCUAAGCUGGUGUCUUGGAUGGUAUCCCACUGCAACACACUGUCUGGCAGAGAACUGUAUGUGAAGGAGCUGCAGCAGUACCUGCAGGUGGAUGUGUACGGCGCUUGUGGUCCUCUAGCUUGUGGCAAAUCUCACCUCGACACUCAUUGCUACCAGAAGGUCCUCAGACCCAACUACAAGUUCUAUCUGGCCUUCGAAAACAACCUGUGUGAUGACUAUAUUACAGAAAAAGUCUGGUACCCUCUACACCAUGGACUGGUACCGGUGGUGUACGGAGGCGCCCAGUACUCCCAGUUCCUGCCUCCUCACUCCUACAUCGAUGCCACGCACCUCAAGCCACGUCAGCUGGCUCGCCUCCUCACCAGUGUGGCUGCUUCACCACGUGUGUACGGUCGCUACCACCUGUGGAGGCAAUACUGGAGAGUGUUACUGUACCCUCCACUGUGUGAACUGUGUCACAAGCUCCACCAUCACCAUCCCUCCACUCUCACCGUCCACCCACCAACUUGGUGGGCCGCCCUCAACAACUGCACCACCCUCUACCCUCUACACCAGUACCCCAGGAAGGACCUGAGAGUCCUGCUUUAUGACCUGAAAAAGAAAAUGGACAAUGUCUUCUUACCCAAUGUAAAAAAUAUGGUUUAGCUAUAGGUAUGAGGGGUCCUUUCUUAUAUGUGUAUCUGUAAAGAUUUUAUUUAUUUAUUAUAUUUAAUCAAUUAUAUAUUAUAAGUGAAAAGAAACACGAAUACCAUUAAAUUAUCACAGCACAUAAUAAUAAUAAUAAUAAUAAUAAUAAUAAUAAUAAUAAAAUUCAUAAAGCGUUCGUAAUAUGGUUCACUUGAUUUUUAUUAUUAUUAUUAUUAUUAUUAUUAUUAUUUAAAAGAAGCGCUAAACCUACAAGGGUCAUACAGCGCUGACGGUUCAGUGGAUAUGGUAUCAAUUUACUUCCCGGGGAAAGUGUGGAUUAUGUCUUCCUCCAUAUCACCAUACAAGCUUCUCAAAAUAUUCUCUAUCAUACCUCUACUACCUUAUCCAACAUUUCACCAAUGUCACUCAAGGCUGACAAGUUAAUUUUCUCUCCGUAUUUUCUCAAUUUAUCUCUCUCCAGAACUGGUUAUAUUCACAAGAAUUACUGAUAAAGUCACACACUUCAUUUUAUUUAGUUUUUCUUAUCUUUCUUUGUCACUCUUCCUUAUUAUCAUUUAAACGUUGUAAUAUCUGUUAAAUAUUUUAUUUUUUUGGACACCAUUUCAACCUCAUUAUUUCAUCUUUUUCUCCUCUUUCUUCCGGCACCCACCUUCCUAUAUCCACAAACUUAUGCUGCACCCUCUGAUGCUCCAAUUUUAAAUUUAAACCGCUUUUCACAUCUCUUGCCUAGUGGCACCAUUUUCCAGUCCUUCCACCUUUCUCUUACCGUAGUUGCCACUAAUAAUAAAGUAUAUCAGUGGCUAUUCUAAAAACACCAACAUUCAGAAUAGUACGCAACUGCCCAAUGGAAAUAAGUCUGAGUUUUUUAUGUUUUACACAUAUUUUGCUAUGUAUGAUAAUUGUACUUAUGUGGACGUGUACCUAAAUAAACUUACUUACCUUCAUCCUAUUAUACUUUAGGAUUUAGCCAGGCCAGCACAUAAUUCCUCAGAGAACUCUUGCGUACAUCAUAUCUCGUAUUCUGUAAUUAUCGCUUUCUUCCUGAAACAUGCAUUACCUGUUAUUUUAUUAAACCUGUUUUUAAGCACAAUUAAAUUAAAGGUCCUCAGUUAUUGUUUACUCCUGUCAUACCAAAUAUUCCUACAACACCGUCGGUAAAAGUGACUCCCACUUUAGGUGUCAAGUUUCCCAAAACAAUAUUAUUUUGUUUGGCAACAGGGAAGCGAAUUAAAUUUCUUUUUAACACUAAAAGUUGUUAAGAAAUAGCAAAAAGGUAAAGUCAGAUGUAUGCUGGAUGUAAGUAGAGGCUAAUGUGAAUCACCGACAACUUUAAGUAUUCACGAGACAGACUGGGAAUGUCAAACUUGAAUGUCAGACAAGAGUCAGAAACCAAAGCAGAAGUAAGCUUGUCGAACCCACCACCUUCUCUGGGAGGCGAACUUCUGUGUGGUAACACCAGUCAGAUACCGUACGACAGCACCGCUACAUUAUAAAAACAAAUGCCAGUAUAUUUCAGCUGAUUUAAACCUUUGCCAGAAUGCAGUCACCUGGUAAAUCAAUUUACAGAUCAGAAACAUAAAGUUUUGUUGCUGAAGAUGUGUAAAUAAAUGUAAAAU